Messenger RNA from Kwoniella shivajii, 1134 nucleotides. RefSeq lists its product as uncharacterized. Lineage: Eukaryota; Fungi; Basidiomycota; Tremellomycetes; Tremellales; Cryptococcaceae. The record is from RefSeq and is a predicted model, not a curated record. The transcript is spliced from 4 exons. Gene Ontology annotation, molecular function: chromatin binding. Bases 1 to 1134 code for a protein of 377 amino acids. Gene Ontology annotation, biological process: DNA-templated DNA replication.
AUGCUGGGACUUGAGGAUAUUAUAAGAACCGCCUGUCGCGAACACGAAGACACGGAGGGCUUAGAUGUUUCGCAGUUUAUUGGGAAGGUUCGAGACCAGUUGGAGAAUGAGGGACAGGGUGACGAUUUGGCUCACGACCUUGACAAGAUGACGUUGCAGAAAUCAAGUCUUCCUCAGUCGGUUCACAGAAAAUAUCCAUUACCCGAUAAGAAGGGAAAAUAUACCGGCGCAUUGAUUAAACCCGCUUCGACUCACGAGUUCCUGGGCAUCCUGUCGAGCUCUCCGUUACCUUCAAAUGACCCAGAGAAUGCUGAGGUUGUGCCAUCACUGCAUGUGCUAAAGGAAAUAGAGUCCACCUUGACGCCGACUGUUUUGAUUGUAGACGAUAGAGAAAAUUUGGUUGAAUAUCUGGCCACUGCAUUCGAUCCUCCAGAUAAGAUCGCCGCAGAAUACUUGCUAUUAUUCUUACUAUCAUCGCCAACUUCCAGACCAACGUCCAUGACGCCGUUAGGUACUUUAUCUAUCAAUUUUCGCCGUCGAACGGAAGACGCCACGAAGCGAUUUCAUUCGAUCGUCUCGUCGGUAACUCCUCAUUAUGUACCGUUGCCAUUGUCGAUUGGCCUAUUGCAUGGUCAUCGAUUCUCUCCUUGUUCGACAGAUUCAUCAUCCCUCGAUGCAGGACUGCUGCAACUCGCAGAAGGGACGGUGCUGGUCGUGGAGGAGGACAGUAUGGGCAACGGUGGUCAAUUAAACGAAAAGGCUUUGCAAAAUCUGAAAGCGUUAGCCGAGUGUAUGACGGAACAAAGAGUGAGAUAUGAGUAUCCUUACAUGGAUGGUCUGAAGAUGGAUUGCGCGACGAGAGUCGCCGUACUGAGUCAGGGGAAAAGUCUGCUUCCUGUCGUGGGGUCUCAAGCACAUGCUGCGAAACUUGUUAUCCCCGAUGAAACAGCAGAUAUAAUACAAGACGCUUUUGUUCAGGGGAGGAAAGAAGACGCUGAAGGCGCAGAGGACACACUGAAAAGACGGAUGAAGGUGGGCCGGUUGAUGGCGCUGUCCUAUCCUGAAGCGAUAUUGACAAGAGAGAUUUGGGACAGGACGGUGCAUCUGGAUGAGAAGGUAAAGCAGAGGUCAUAG